CGGGCAUUGUGCUGGUCCGACUAGUUUUGCUCCGUGGAUCGUGUUGGGCUGUUGUUUUUUAUCUUCUUUUUUUCCGUACGUGGAUCGUGGACCGUUUCGCUGCGAGCUGCCAUUCAACCGGACGGACCAGUACAUACGAGCAACAAACAAUAAACUCACGUUUGUUGGUAUUUUCAAUAUCUUUUUUUUUCUGUCACGACAUACCGUCAUUCGGAUUGAAAUAGUUGGUGAACGAUAAUUAGUGCUUUUCGGUGGGUUGGUUUUUGGGAAAAGUCGCAUUCCAGCAGUGAUUAUUUCUAGGUACCUACUAGAAAGCAGACUGCUUGCGUGCAAAACAAAUAGAAAAUCGAAAGUGUCGUGUCGUGACGAUUGGGGGAAAUGGGAGUGAAAGAGAGCGAUUAGUGGCGUGACGUGUACGGGGAAAACAGUCAAAAUAAUAAUUUUGCGAAUCAGUUUUGAGAUGAAGAUCACAGUUUAGGUAUCAAUCAUGUCUGCGCGAUCAUUGUAGCAAAAACUUAUGAUUCUUAAAUCAUCUGAACUUCGAACCCGUUCAUUCGUCACGAAUAAAUUCAUUCGGUGAGAGAGACGUGUGUAUGUGUGCUAGUGUUGGUGCAACAGAUCCACGAACAUCUUUUGAGAAGUUCGCGAGACGAAAACAGAUGCUAAAGUGGUGGAAGUGAGCGAUUACGGGUGAUCGUGUGAUUAGAAAGGUGUUUUGUUUGCACACAAAGUUCAAGAAAUUGCAGUCGAAAUUCAGUUUUUCGCAAACGCUAGCUUCGAUCGAGUGUAAUUUAUCGCAUAAAUUCGUCACCGUCAAACAGGAGCCACACGCGGACAAAGAGCGGAAGGAGACGCAAGGUGUUUUAUGAACCGCGUAGGGGAAAAAGGGUUCGCUGACUCGGCUCCGCCGGUGUGUGCGGUGCAUCGUGCACAACCAACGCUUGUUUGGACAAGCAAGUUUCAAACAUAUCUGAUAUCAGUGCAGUUUUAUGGCAGUGCACGGAUUGUGAUCUUGCAUGUAUGUUGUGUUUUUUAAGGUUUUCAGUUCAUUGCAAAAGUCGAUUCGCCGGCUGAAGACCGUCGUCCUCAAGAGGCGGGGGGUGUGUUGGGCGUGUGGUGAAAAUCCAGAGACGUGCGAAAGUGAAAUGAUUUCAUGCGGCCGAAGAAGGGUACAAGGAAAGUGAAAAAUGCGAUACUAAUUUGAGGAGUGCGUUUUAAUUAAUCAUUACCGGUCGGUGGGUUUUGGUUCAUGCAGCGAAGUUAUUUUGUAACGAUGCGUUGUUUGCGUGCCGGUGGCUAAGCCGCCCACCUUUUCCGAACAGCAGCAGCAGUAGCGGCAGUUUGGUUUGAUUUUAGUGAAAAGUGAAAAGUGCAGCACCACCGCAGGUGGUUUGGUCGUUUCCACUAGCUUCAAACGGGGAUAAUCAGUGUUCCGCUCGAAGGGAAACCGAUGAGAGUUAAUUUUUCGAAUUAAAAAUUCAACAGUGAGUAAGGAAAAUUAAAGCUAAACCGGGCGGUGGUGAAAUUUCGGAAGCCGUGCUGCUUCGAACGAAUCGGAAGUGAGCAGUAUGGAUUACCUUCAAGCCACCGGGUUGGAAUUUGGCUACCGCUGAAGGAACGUGCUCUGUCUGUCGGAUAUACCUACCAUGAGCAACGGGACGGCUAAUGCCGGCAGUGGAGGAGGUGGUGGUGGAACCGCUGCGGACGCCGAAAGUUUGCAGCCCACCUGGCGACUGUGGGGCGAGGAGCGCGAGGAGGAUGCCAUCUAUACCGUCUACCUGAAGAAGGUCCGCUACCACCGGCCGACACCGAGUGCCAGCAGCCAAGAUUCCGAUGACGAAAUAUCCCACCUGGAGUGGGAAACGGUGCGGGUUCGGUUCGUGAAGGCGGCCACCCUGUCACGGUUGGUUGACGCCCUGACGACGGACGACGGAGAGCUGGAGAGUACCUUCGUAAAUGUGUUCCUUACCACCUAUCGGACGUUCUCCCAGCCGGAGAAGGUGCUGGAGCUGCUGCUGAAUCGCUACGAGAAGCUCCACUCGGAUCCGGCGACGACCCUGCUGCCGUCGGAGUCGCUCAUCGAUCAGCACAAGAAAACUCUAGUCUCCGUUCUGCACGUUUGGCUGGAUGGAUUCCCCGAGGACUGGGACACGGAAAAUUUGCAAAGGCUUUUGGCGUUCACUUCGAAACGACUGCCAAAUUCGGAAAUUCACGUAAAAGCUUUACAUAGGUAUACAAAUAGGUUAGAUAAGUACAGUAGGAUACCACCGCCGUUGCCAUGGGCCAGCGAUUACCACGACAUGACCGAUCAGUUCGGCGGGCUGUGUCUUACCCCGGCUUUUCGGGGGCCACCGUCGCAUCUGUUGAACUCGUAUCGAUUUCCCAAUAUUCCGGUGAAACAUUUCGCCGAACAGCUGACCCGAAUGGACAUGGAACUGUUCAAGCGGUUGAUACCGCACCAGUGUCUCGGUGCGAUCUGGUCAAACAGAGACAAACACGAGUGCGGCUCGGUGCUGGCUACCGUUACCCAGUUCAACGCGGUUUCCUUCCGAGUGAUAUCCAGCGUGCUGAUCGAACCGCGGCUUAAGCCCCAAGAACGUGCUCUUCUGAUAUCAACUUGGAUAGACAUCGCCCAAGAGCUGCGACUACUGAAAAACUUUUCCUCCUUGAAGGCGAUCAUAUCCGGACUUCAAUCGAACGCAGUCUACCGUCUGUCGAAAACCUGGGCCGUACUGCCCCGGGAAAAACUUGAACUGUACACCGAGUUGGCUCGCAUAUUCUCGGAGGAUAACAACGCCUGGGCUCAGCGGGAGGUGCUGAUGCGUGAGGGUACUGCCAAAUUCGCCGAUACGGUGGGUGAAAAUGAUCGACAUCUGCAGAAGGUGUUUCAAAAACAGAACACCCUGAUCAGCCAUGGAACCAUUCCCUAUCUGGGAACGUUCCUAACCGAUCUGACGAUGAUUCACGCUGCCAUUCCGGACACCCUACAGGAUGGGUUGAUCAAUUUCGACAAGCGACGAAAGGAAUUCGAGGUGCUGGCUCAGAUCAAGCUGCUGCAGGGUGCUGCCAAUACGUACCAUCUGCCGGAGGAUCCGCUGUUCGAUCGAUGGUUUGCCUCGCUGUUGGUGCUCGAUGAGCGGGAAGCGCACACGCUCAGCUGCCAGCUGGAACCGAUGCCGGAAAUGACGAAACGACCGAGCCACCAGGGGCACAAAAAGAGCGACUCGAUUGCGUCCAACAGCAGUAGUGGGGCCGGUUCCCAGUUCUACUGCGAUAUCAACAGUGCGUCCAAUCAGAGCUACAGCUCACGCAACAACUCACUGGACAGGGACGUGACUCCGCCAAACGCUUCGAUCUUGUCGGCGGCAAGCAGCGUAUCGUCACUCUCGAUGGAAUCGACCACCUCGAGCAGUCAAAAGUCGAAUCAACUGAACGGUAGCGGUGGUGUUAUGCGAACACCACAAUCGAACCGGGCCCAUAACAGUGCCGCCAGUUCGGCUUCCAAGAGUCACAACGGUACCAGUUUGGAAGCUCCGAUCAUCAACGGGCAGCUGAAGGAUGACUCGCCACUGAAGAAAAGCUCACCCGAUUUCUACAUCAUAAAAGUUACCUACGAAACGGAACACGUCGAGUUGGAUGGGAUUGUCCUGUACAAAAGUAUUAUGCUCGGGAAUAACGAGCGCACGCCGCAGGUUAUUCGGAACGCGAUGCUCAAGCUGGGGUUGGAGGGCGAUCCGGAUAAGUAUACGCUGGCGCAGGUGCUUCCGGAUAAGGAGCUACUGUUACCGAAUAACGCCAACGUGUACUAUGCCGUCAACACGGCGUACAAUUUGAACUUUAUUUUGAGGCCAAAAAAGGACGCCGAUAGUGGGCGAUAAAAGUGAACACAAACUGACAAUUGUUGUUGAACGGUGGUGGUGAGGAAGACUUGAUGAUGUAAAUAUAUUUAUUUGAACCAAGGAGUUUUCCCAUAAAAAAAAUUGUGAAUCUAAGGAAUCUCUAAUGAAGGAAGGAAGUGACAAACUUACACUGAUAUUACUGAUAGUAGCGUUAUAUUUAACGACGAGCUGAUUAGUGUUAGCCCAAACCUGUAAAAUUUAGUGUCUAGUGAGUGACUCGAAACCAAUCCGACCGAGUCGAGUAUAUACACAGCAGCAAAUCAUAUUUUAGCCGCGUUAAACGUAAUAAGUUUUAGAGAAUCAUAUUCACACAGUAACUGAUAAAAAAAUAACAAAAUGGACUGUUUAGCAGGCUGGUUGGGAAUUAAGGCAACUGUGCUAGUUUAGAAAGUUUUAUGUAGAGCACAAUCGUAACACAUGGUACUGACAGAAAAGAAAAAAAUAGAGCUUUUCACUUAUCAGGAAUAAUCUCAAACUGGAAUUGAAAAUUAAAAAAAAAAACUACUGCAGUCGUAUAACGAUAACUAGUAAUAUAGUGAUAAUCGAAAGGGACAAGCGUCAUGGAGCUGUUAAUGACAAAAUAAUGUCGCUAAUAGUAGUUGGUUUAUUGAAAAUAAUCGAAAGUAACGCGAAAUAU
Messenger RNA from Sabethes cyaneus, 4536 nucleotides. It is a transcript of the gene Rgl, whose product is annotated as ral guanine nucleotide dissociation stimulator-like 1. The record is from RefSeq and is a predicted model, not a curated record. Gene Ontology annotation, molecular function: guanyl-nucleotide exchange factor activity. Bases 1647 to 3878 code for a protein of 743 amino acids. Gene Ontology annotation, biological process: Ras protein signal transduction; positive regulation of GTPase activity. Gene Ontology annotation, cellular component: plasma membrane. Lineage: Eukaryota; Metazoa; Arthropoda; Insecta; Diptera; Culicidae. The transcript is spliced from 8 exons.